Messenger RNA from Morone saxatilis (striped sea-bass), 505 nucleotides. RefSeq names its product guanine nucleotide binding protein (G protein), gamma 10 (gene gng10). Gene Ontology annotation, molecular function: G-protein beta-subunit binding. Gene Ontology annotation, biological process: G protein-coupled receptor signaling pathway. Bases 93 to 299 code for a protein of 68 amino acids. Gene Ontology annotation, cellular component: heterotrimeric G-protein complex. The transcript has 3 exons. The record is from RefSeq and is a predicted model, not a curated record. NCBI's taxonomy places the organism in Eukaryota, Metazoa, Chordata, Actinopteri, Moronidae.
UGCUGCCCAUUAGUGGAGUCAACUGCUCUGUUGAAACACUGACUUUUUUUUACAGGGAAGUUUUCUAUCUUGAAACAAUUUCCACCUCUAACAUGACCUCUAAUUCCAAUUUAUCUAACAUGCGACGGCUGGUGGAACAACUGAAGCUCGAGGCCAGCGUGGAGAGAAUUAAGGUGUCCCAGGCGGCUGCAGAGCUCCAGCAGUAUUGUCUGCAGAACGCAGGCAAAGAUGCCCUGCUGGUUGGAGUCCCCACAGGCAGCAACCCCUUCAGAGAACCGCGUUCCUGUGCUGUAGUGUGAAGAGGAUGAAAAAGUGGAAACCACAGUGGCAUAUUACUCACUGAAGAAAGGACUUCAAAGUUGUUUUUAACCAUUAUUAUGUUAAUAAAAACACAUGAAAAUGAGGUUUUACAAUUUACUUUCCAGAUAAAUGUCUUGUUUUACUGCAUUAAUGUACAGACAAAGUUGAUUUUUUUUAACACAUUAAAGGGCUUUACAUAAACUCA